Echinococcus granulosus is the source of this 1548-nucleotide messenger RNA. RefSeq names its product Protein-associating with the domain of ezrin. The record is from RefSeq and is a predicted model, not a curated record. The transcript has 8 exons. Lineage: Eukaryota; Metazoa; Platyhelminthes; Cestoda; Cyclophyllidea; Taeniidae. The coding region runs from base 1 to 1548 and encodes 515 amino acids.
AUGAAUGACUUCCAGACGGUUUUGGAAAGAUCGGGUCUCCACGCCUCUCCACAGCAGCGUCCCACUGCUGCACAUUUACUAAAACAUUCCGCCUUUAAGGAUCCAUUUGCAUACAUUGUAUCAUUUCUUUCGGACUAUGUGCUAAAAUCGGAUACCGAGCGCUUUCAUUUUUUCGAUGAACUUCCCAAAUUGGCACGGCAAAUUUCAGAAGAGGUCUUCUGCUCAUCAAUCAUUCCCCUUAUUUUGGUUCCCUCAGUGUUCACCGAUUUUCCCGCGAAACCAUUGGUUCGCCACCUACUCACGCCUCGCAAAGUCGUCCCAUACAUCUCUCGCCUCUUCCGUUGCCAUGAACUCACUACGCGCCUCCUGCUUUUGCAGCACUUUAAAGCCUACGCACGGCUUAUGGGCUAUGAGACCCUCAGAGCAAUCAUUCUACCCGAGGUACAUUUAAGUAUCCACGUCCACCGUCACCUCAAUCUCUUCUCCUCAAAACAGGUCUGUAUGGGUGUAUAUGAUGUAAACGAGGACCUAGCAGUGGCCAGUCUGUCUGGUUUGGCCCACCUGGCACACCUUCUCGGCAUCACAUGCACAAUGGGUCACUUCCAGAGUCUCGGAAGUCAAUUGGAAAAUCGAGGAUUCCUUACCACCUCACUAGACCCCGAAACCUCGUCGGCUUACCACAAACUGAUGGUAGCGCCCACUAAAAAACCGAUCGCCUAUUGCAUCGCUAAGCGGCCUUGGCGUCGCACCCGUGUCACCUUCUAUCCUGACUCCUCACCCAAGGCCAAUCGACAGGCACGGGAAGCAUCCACCGAAACGCGUAAUGACACGGAACGCCGACUUUGUGAUAUGGCCGUCCUCUCCGCCAAAUAUGUGCCCACUGGGGUGCCGGCUCCCAUCAAAGAAGCCAAAUCAGAAUCGGACUACGCGUUUCUUUUAAGAAAUAUAUUCCGUAACACUCAGUCACUUUCAGGUCCCUUCUCGAAUUCGUACCCUUCGGUGAGUGCGGAGGGAGUGAGUCCAGUAAAGAGUGCUGUCUUAAACGUAAAGGAUUCUUCAAAACAAGUUAUUCUGAAUGGGCUAGGAUCCCCAGUUCCCAAUGUACCAGAGGGUAAACUCCCCAAUGUCAAGGAGGAUUCAACAGUUCCACCCUCCAAGGAUUUAUCGAGUCAGAGCCUCACUGCUGACAACAACGAUAGCGAUACCGAUCAGUGGAACGACUGGACCUCGGACAGUGAGGACGAUAAACUUGCUGCCAAAGCCUCAUCGUCACUUUCCCUGAAAUCAUCGAAUUUCCUCUCACGAACGGAAAAUGAGUUAGGAGAAAGUGUUACACAAGUGAAAGCAAUUCUCGAAGAAAUAGAACCAAAAACCACUUCAUAUUCUGCGGUGAGUUCAAUCUCCCAAAGAGGCGAUCUCUCAUCUGCUGCCCCAUUACCUUCAGCAGAUGGAAGCCUUCGAUACAAGGUGGAGAAUGCUUUCGGUGAUUCAAAUGAUGAAGGGGACGAAGACGAGGGUGGAUGGAGCGCCGAGGACGACGAAUUCUAA